CCUGACGAUUUGUGACGUAAUGGUGUGUUAUUUUAUUUUCGAGCUCGGGAAAGAACGUCUACGGAAAAUUGGCAAAAAAUCCCUUUAGUUUUCUUUUUAGUGGGUGAAAAAUUUGUUUUAUUGUGAGAAGAGUGUUUGGGCUAUCUUGUGUGGUGAUCUAGGAGCGGGAUGGUGUAGCUGGUGAUGAGAAAAAGUGCUAAAAAAUUUUGAGUAACGCUAAAGAUUGCGCCACGGGAGAAUGUGUGAAAAUUGAUGGUGGGAAAAUGCAGGAAAAUUCACAAGAGCGUCACUAGUUGGUAAAAGAUAGAGAGUGAGAGAAGAGAGAAAAGAGUUACUAAAAACACCUGAGAGCCACACAAAGAAGUCACAGUGAAAGUCGGCAGGAAAGGUGUUUCCAUCAGCAGACCCCGGAAGAGUCUACAGCUGAGCUGUUGUCGCGGGAAGUGUGUAAAGAUGUGUGAUAUGUCCACGGAGAAGUGGAUCUGUGAGUACUGCACCUAUGCCAACUUUCCUUCAUCCCUCAAGUGUACCAUGUGCAAGGGGCAGAAGCCACUUCUCAAUGAAGACAUCUUCCGGCUCAAUCCAUCACCACCGCCUACAAAUGCUAACCUGGGCACCCUAAUUGAGUCAUCUACACUCAGUUUGUCCAAUUCAAACCUCACCAGUGUCGCCAGUGGACCAUCCAGCACCCAUGAGUCCCGGAAUAAGUGGCACUGUUCCAUGUGCACCUACCAGAACUGGCCAAGGGCUCAGCGAUGCACACAGUGUCACACGAAACGGGACACAGAUGUCCAGAAUAUGCAAGAACAGCUCAAAGCACUGAGUAUCCGACGCUCAGAUCCUGAUCUCAUGGCCAGUAAUCGGUCCAGUCCUUUCGGCUCAGCCACCAAUCUCUCCGGCUCCAGGGCCAAUUUAUCCGGGAAUGCUGCUGCUGCCAGGGUGAGUCCCAGCGAAGGAAGGCAGGCUCAGGCUCUGGCACCAAAAUGGCAGUGUUCCUGCUGUACCUUUGAGAAUUGGCCCAAGAGUCUCAAGUGCUCAAUGUGUGGUCGUAGUAGGGACUCUGUGGAUGCUGCUCAGGCCACCCUAGCACCCCCUCAGACACCACCUGGCCUGCCAGCCUCACCCGAGCGCGAUCUCAGCUCCGAGGAGAAUUGCGCUGCGACGAAUGUGGUCAACAAAAGGGGCCAGCAGCGUGCCCUGGAGGCAUCCAAUAACUGCGAUGCCCACCAAGAACGGCGGCUACGUCAGCUACGGCGGCAGGCUGACUGGAACUGGCUGAAUGCCUGCAUGGGAGUAGUAGAGAACAAUAUAGCAGCUGUGGAAGCGUACUUGGCAUGUGGGGGCAAUCCAGGCCGAGCGCUGACAAUCAACGAAGUGACUCUUCUCAAUCGGAGCUCAGCCUUUGACGUUGGCCACACCCUCAUUCACCUGGCCAUCAGGUUCCAUCGGGAAGAGAUGCUGCCCAUGCUGCUGGCUCAGAUUUCGGGCUCGGGACCGGGUAUUAAGAGGGUGCCAUCGUAUGUGGCUCCGGAUCUGGCAGCCGAUAUUCGGCGACACUUUGCGGCAUUCCUGAGGAUACGCAAGGGUGCCUUCAACUGUCACUAUGUCAAUGAACAUGCAACCUUUGCACUGCCAGCUGAUAUCGAGGAACUGCCACUGGCCAUUCAGGAGCAGCUCUUCGAUGAGCUCCUCGAUCGCGAUGCCCAGAAGCAGCUGGAGAAUCCACCGCCAGCUCUAAAUUGGUCUCUGGAGAUCACGGCACGACUGGGCUCGAGGCUAAUGGUGCUGUGGAAUCGGAGUGCCGGAGAUUGCUUAUUGGAUUCCGCCAUGCAGGCCACUUGGGGUGUCUUCGAUCGUGACAAUGUCCUCAGGCGAGCCCUCGCAGAUAGUCUCCAUCAAUGUGGACACUUAUUUUAUCCACGAUGGAAGGAGUACGAGAUGAUACAGGCUUCUCUGCUUCAUUUUACUCUCGCCGAGGCGCAAUGGGAAGAAGAUUGGAAUACCUUGCUGUCAUUGGCCAGUCAACCGGGUUCAUCCCUGGAGCAACUGCACAUCUUCGCCCUGGCUCACAUUCUCAGGCGACCCAUUAUUGUCUACGGUGUGAAGUAUGUGAAGAGUUUCCGGGGCGAGGAUAUUGGAUAUGCUCGAUUCGAGGGACUGUAUUUGCCAUUCUUGUGGGAACAAAGCUUUUGCAUCCGAUCACCCAUUUCACUGGGAUACACACGUGGGCACUUUAGUGCUCUGGUGCCGACUGAGCCCUACUCCAGAAUCGAUGGUGCACGCGAUGAUGCUGAGGAUGUCACAUUUUUGCCUCUCAUGGAUUGCGAGAUGAAGCUAUUGCCAAUUCAUUUUCUCACAGAGUCAGAGAUGGGCCGGGAGGAGGCGAUAAUGCGACAGUGGCUGGAUGUCUGCAUAACCGAGGGUGGCCUGAUGGUGGCACAACAGAGACUCCACAAACGACCACUCCUCGUGGCUCAGAUGCUCGAAGAGUGGCUCAAUCACUAUCGAAGAAUUGCGCAAGUUAUUUCCGCACCAUUUGCACGUCGACCACAACUUACCGGAUAUCUGAGUGACGGUGAUACGGAUGAGGAGUAGUAAAUAGCUAAAUUCAUAAUAAUAUAUUUUCUUUUUUGCGAAUUGAAUCUUACUUGAGCAAGAGAAAGAAAGAGCGAGAGAGCAGGAAAUAUUGCUAUUAAAAAAAAAAUGCAGAUAAUAUUAAAUGUAGUCACGAAAGAGGUAAAAAAAUGAUGUAAAAUGUUGCAAAAGAAUAUCAAUUUAUUUGACACACACUUAAGAGUUUUAACCAAAUAUUUAACAAUAAUCAAUUUAAAAAAAAGAGAGAUGAAAGAAAAAAUGAGAUAAACGAAAUUAUAUUUAGAAAAAAUCAAUUUUAAAAAGCUAAAGUUUUAGGAAUUUGUAAAAAAAAAAGUAACUUGAGAAAGUAGGAAUUCACGAGAAAGAAAAUUCGUUUACUUAAUUAUUGCAAUUUAUAUUUUCAAAAAAUGGGUGGUAAAUUCUUAAAAAAAAAACAACUACAAAUUUGUGUGAUAAAUCAUACCUUAUAUGAAUUAUUUUAGGUGAAGAAAAAAAAAUACAAUUUUAAAAAUUAAAAAAAAAAAUAAUAGAAAAAAUGUGGAAAGAGGCAAACAUAAAAAUCCAAGAUUAUUAAGUUUUGUUUCUGGGUUUUUUCGCUUUUGAAAGUUUAUGGAAAUAAAUUUAAAAAAAAAAUGUAAACAGUACAAAACGAAGAAUAUUGAGAAAAAAAACCAAGAUCAUAAAUUAAAAUGUUAUGUGGGCUGUUACUAUCACGUGAAGAAAAAAAAUAAUGCAAAAUGGAGAGAAAAUCAUGAAAAAAUUGAAUUCAAUAAAGUAACUGGAAGAAAU
Molecule: messenger RNA, 3384 nt
Organism: Phlebotomus papatasi
Lineage: Eukaryota; Metazoa; Arthropoda; Insecta; Diptera; Psychodidae
Gene: trbd
Product: ubiquitin thioesterase trabid
Exons: 6
Coding region: 454-2595 (713 amino acids)
Biological process (GO): positive regulation of Wnt signaling pathway; protein deubiquitination involved in ubiquitin-dependent protein catabolic process; cell migration
Cellular component (GO): nucleus; cytoplasm
Molecular function (GO): cysteine-type deubiquitinase activity; K63-linked polyubiquitin modification-dependent protein binding
Source: RefSeq, a predicted model, not a curated record